AUGGGUACUAUCAAAAGAGGAGUGAGCUUGUUCGGGGCCGUGUUUUUUCGAAACCCAUUCACUCUUAAAGGAAGCGUUAGAUUUGUGUGCAGAAAUAUGUCAAUGAAAGCUCUAGUAGUGGAGGAGUUUGGAGACUCUUCGAAGCUGAAAUAUUCAGAGACGACAAAACCAGUCCCUGCGGAUGGCGAGGUAAGCAUGUAAGCAUAUAAAAGCUUUAUAAAUGUAUAUCAUGUCAUAAAAUUAAUGCCCGGCGAAAAUCGAUCGAAAGUAGCAUGUCUAGCCUUGUGCUUACAUGCAGCGACAGUUAAGCAAUUAAGCUGGCGGCUCGAAAGUACUAGCCUCCUAACUACCUACGCAGACGUUCUUUGGGCUUCGUCACGUGUUCCUUCCCCUCGAAAUUUGGGAGGAUUGCGUGACGAAGCAAAGAGCGUCAGUGUUGGUACUGGCCAUUUUUUACAGGCAGAAUAGGAGGCAGUUUAGGAGUAGUCAGGUGCAGAAGAAAGCAAAUUUCAAAAUGCACAUGGUGUCUUCUCUUUUUACUUCACUCUGUCCUGGUUGCCUGGUCGUUUCAUUACACAAUCCUACAGUGUUAGAUCUAGGCAGUAUGAUGGCACUUGUAGCUUUUUUCUCCUUGCUUAUUCGUGUGUGCCUUGAAUUGACAUUAGUCAAAUGAGACUGAAAUGGGACCAGGGACCUGGAAACUGCUAAACUGAGAGGGAAAGAUCUCACUGGUGCCAAAAAUCACCCCUUAAAGGUGUCAUGAUCAUUUAGGCUAGUGUUAGGGUGAUUGGCUGGUUUUGCACUACACAUCUCUUACUGUGCAUAACAAAGUGGCUGGGUGUGGUUGUUGCCAAAGGGUCCUAAACAGCUGUAUUUGUCAGCAUUGUGACGUGAAAACGAGCAUGUUGACCGGGCCAUCUUUUUAUUACUUUUUUAUCAUCUUCUUGACUUGUUACACCAGUGUACCAUGUUUCAUCUACGAUCUUUGUUAGAUUCUACUAAGGAAUCACCUUAAAUGAUGGGUUUUAAGAAAACAAUGGCCUAGAAAAUGAAGAUCUACCACCCAUUAAACAAGGUAGAAAAUAACAACCUGUGAAUUUCAUGAUCCUAGGCAUUAAUUGCCAGCAGGCUUUUCCCCUUUCUGCUCUGCCUGGCGCUUGGUUUCACUGUAUUUUUUCUGUAUAAUUUGUUCUAGGUUCUAGUGAAUAAUCAGAUAUGUGGCCUUAACUACCUAGAUGUCAUUAUAAGAAAGGGAGCAAUUCCCCUAGGGAGACUGGGAUCUAAGUUUCCUGUCACCAUGGGGGUAGAGGCUGCUGGAAUAGUGGAAAAGAUUGGUGAUAAAGUGGAUGGUGUAGCUGUUGGAGAAAGAGUAGCAUAUGUAGUUAUUGGAUCCGGUGAGUAUUCUAUGUUUACACACAGCUUUGUACAUCUCAUGGAAAUUGUACAGAUAGGAUACUUAACAUGGCCAUCGCAUACAACAUUUCACUUCAAGAGUUGUAAAAAACAAAGGCUCUCAAACUGUGAUUGCACCAAACAAGUGAAAUAUUUUUCAACCUAAGAAGAGAAAAUCCUCGGAAGAUGGAGGGACUUGUAUUUAACCUGUGUAGUUAUAGGGAUUCAAUUUAUGGCUUGAAACCCAGUUAAGGCCAGUAAACAAAGGCCCUUUUAUUGGUCAAACAAAAGCAACCCCCUCUGUCUGGCUGAGGCAAUGUCCAUGGUUGAUUCCCCAUCUGGUAUUCAAAUAAGAUGAUUACGUUUCAACAAAACACUGCCAAUCCCCUAAAAUGACUAAGGCAAGUACAGUGACAGUGAAGAAAUAUUAAAAGUGUUUGAAUUAUUUAUUGCUCUGACAAAGUAUGAGAAUUUCGUAUCUUUUUCUGUCAGAAAAGGUCAGACACAUGUUGUUGAUUUUAGUGGGACAAAAAUUCUUUGUUUUGACCAUUUGAUGAAAUACUGGAGACUAACCAAGAUAACUUACAGGCCAUCAUACCAGAAACAGUAAAAUGUUGAGUUAAUGGUGGUGUUUGAAGUUAAUUUCCCUAAAUUAAGUUAUGCUUAUAAAUUUAUGAUUUUGUUUUGUUUUGUACAAAAGGGAAGUGCUAUUUUAAUAUUUUUUGCCUGACCAGGAGCACAUGCGGACUAUUCUAAAGUUCCUUCUUCAAGGAUAGUAAAAAUUCCACCUGAGAUAACUUUUGAACAGGCAGCCACUGCCAUGAUACAAGGAAUGACUGCACACUACCUUGUGCAUACAACAGGGAGAGUGAAGCCUGGAGACAAGGUCCUGGUGCAUGCAGCUGCUGGAGGGACUGGGUCUCUAGUGUGCCAAGUUGCCAAGAAUGCUGGUAAUUAUAUGGGAUAGUGAAGUAUGGAAAUUAUGCUCAGAAAUCUCAAUGGCAUAUUUUCUUCAAAGUCUUAUGUGUAACUUUUAAAAAGCUUACUUGCUUUUGAAGCAGACAUAACUGCUUUUCAGGGCAUAAUUCUUACAUUAACUGUGAAUUAUUUUCUGUGGCUACAAUAGUGCAUGCACUCUGAUUGGCUGUGGAGUGGGCAAGAUUUUCUUGUAAUGACCAGGCAUUAGGACAUGAAAAUUUUUCUUGGCUCAAUGGUUCUUUUGAGUUGUGAGUGAAAGCUACAAGUGCGAGGGCGAAAACAACAAAAACUACCAACAAAAUAUAACUAUCUUUUCAAAAACUGAAAGAAAAAUACCGCAUCAGCCUUGAUGUACUGACCUUGCUAUCGCUUAGUCAAUACAUGAUCAAGGUCUCGGUCUGAGAUUUCCAUUUAAUGACCUCACUCAUUGUUAAUUAGUGGUAUAUCAUGAAUCCUCAAAUAAUUUUUAUUUACUAAAAGUGUAAUGUGCAACUUGGCAUAUCUGUGCUUAAAAAUUAGACUUGAUCAUCUUUUCUCCAAAAGACACAUUCUUUUGUGUAUUAUUUUCACAAAAACCACUUUUCCUUCAAGACAUGAGACCUAGUAAUUAUAUACCCUGGAAAAUAAAGGGAAAACAUUUGAGAGAGGCAGAAAAGCAAAACUUUUGAGUCUGCUCUCCCCCCCUCCCCUAGAGAAAAUAAUAGAUAAGAAAGCAUCUAUAGUGUGGUAUCAGUAAAUAGAAAAAGAUUUCAAGCAUGAGCUACACUUUGAGAUCUCCAAAAGUAAAAUAAUUCAACGAAACCCAUACCUGGUUCUGUAAUUAUUUCUGAAGGAGCCUUUGUGAUUGGAACAACCAGUACAGAGGCUAAAGCAGCAAAGGCGAGGGAGUCUGGGGCCGAUGACGUCAUCCUUUACUCACAAAAGGAUUUUGUGGAAGAAGUGAACAGGAUAACGGAUGGAAAAGGAGUAAAUGUGAUUUAUGAUGGCAUUGGGAAAACAACCCUGCACAAAGGUAUAUUAAUAGUAGUUCUACCUUAAAACACGUUAUGAAAGUUUGUUCCAUUGAGUCCUCUCAACUAUAACCUACCCUUGAUGCCAGACGUAUUCACACUCACCAGCGGUGAGAACCAUAAAGGGCAAGUUGCUGACGUGCUGGUCGCUGACUUGUUCUCACGGCUUUGCUGAUCAAUAUUUCCGUCGCCACCAAAGAGAAAAAAACCUCUUACACCGAGGGUAUUUCAACCUCCCUAUCCCAAUGUUGUUUCAAUCACGCAACUGUAAAACAACCUUUCAUUUUAGAACAGGGGAGCGGGGCGUUUCGAGAAGUUCAAUGACGAGAACUGUAGUCUCUGCCUUGUAAAUUAGGUUUAUGUCCUUCUUUCCUCUCCACCAAAGCCUGUUUUUAGAUGUCCUACUUUGUCCAGAAGUCGGUAGGAGACUCUUGCAAAGGUGAAAGGAAAAGAACUAACAUAGGCCGAAUACUCCAAAUGAUCAGCGCUAUUGUGGGAAUUUCCAUGGCUGAAUUACAGUGGGAAAUAUGGAAUAUUCAAGGUCACUGGCUAUACACCUAACUACGAAAAAUGGUCUGCAACUGGCUUUCGACUUUAUAAUCAUUAACAUGAAAAAGAAUAGCAAAUAUCGCAAGUACCGCGAAAAAUCGUCCGACUGGUGAUUUUUCGCAAUUUCAGCUGCAUAAAUUUGGGUAAAAUCCGCAACUGGAUUUCGAAUUAGUCUUCAGCGUGACAAAAAAAAAAAGCGAAAAUCCCAAGUAUCGUGAAAAAUUGCCUACCCUGUGAUUUCUCGCAAUUCGCGCAAAUUUUGCAAAUUAGAGAGAGAAGAGCGGAAAAUCGCAAUGAAUGCGAAAAUUCGCCAACCUGGCAGUUUUAGUGAUUUUUCGUGUGCUUGCAAAACAUUUUUGCAGCUGUGUGCAAACCUGAACAUAAUAUUGUAUCAAAAUAUCAAUAACAAAGAAACAGCCAGUCGAUUAUGAGGCGCAUAUAUGUACAGUAGAUUGGAGAGUGUGAAGUUUUUUUUUUUUUAGUUACAUACAAGUUUGUUGGGUUUGUUGAGGUCUCCCAAAGGAGAAGUGCAUAAAAUAACGUAGAACCAGCAGUCGCUGAGAAAGGAUAUUUUCCAAUUACACGUAGUGGGAGGCUGAUACCCAAAACGCUGGAUAACUCUGACUACCCCAAUUUUUAGAAGUUAAAGGGGUUAUGUCACGAGGCCCGGGGAGGUACUCCCUUAUAUAUAACGAACUUUUAGUUUUAUUUUCAGUUUUCUUUUAGCCCCUGAAGAAGGUUUGUUUUCAAACCGAAAUAUUGGGCAAUUUGUUUAAACAUAUAUUUUUUUGUUUUCUUCUUUUGUUUACUUCUUCAUCGCCUUGCCGUAAGGAUCAGUUUGCCGUUUCAUAUUUUUUUUACUCCCUUAUAUAAGCCAUAUAGGCAUGAGCUAAUCUCGUACCCAGAUCUCACUCUGUUUUACACCCUUUCCCUUGGCCGUGGGAGAUCUGGGUACGAGAUUAGGCAUGAGCCGCUCCAAAGGGUAUCGUUCUUUGCGCCAUUUUGGUCUGAACUGAUACGGGUAUAGACUUUGCCCAUUUUGGUCUGGAAUCAGGUAUGGGUUUAGAUAGUCUGCUACACAGCCGUUUUUAGUGUCGUCACGCAACGCUCCUCCGUGACGACACUAAAAACGGCUGUGUAGCAGACUAGGGUUUAGAGGAAACUGCGGGAAUGUAUGAAAGUAUUUGCCGUGUUAAUUCCAAAUGAAUAAGAAAGAAAGAAAUCUUUUUUCGUUGGUGUUCUAGUCUAAGUAAUGAUGGCAUGAUUUGUUACCAGCCAGGUCUGAAAACGGGUAUGGAUUUUAGAGGCCAGGUCCGAAAGUGGGUGUCAGUAAUAACAUGCAUAUUUUGGUCUGAAAUAGUGUUAGUAAUUGGAUACAUACAUGCAUAGCCCCCCCAGGAAUUCCCAGGAAUACCCCCCGCCCCCCACCGGGUCACGAGGAUAUUGCUGUUUUAGGUCAAUUCUGUGCUGAAGUCAUGGAUCAUUUUACGUUUCUGUGAAACUGCCCACCUACCUCUCCCCUAAGUCGACAUUUUGCCCUAAGUAAGAACUGAGUGUUAAUGUUGGUUUAGGGGAGGGGUAAGUGGGCAGUUUCCCAGAAACGUAAAAUGAUCCGAAGUCAUUGCUAGUUCCUUUCCCCAUACACAAAAUGCUCCUGCAGAGUUAUGAAGGCGACAUCAAACAAAUAAUUUCAUCAGAUAACACCAACCAUAAUAACUCUUUUUGAUUUUGCAGGCACAGCUUUUUCAAAUUUUAAUCCACGCCCAUCCUUGCCAUUCUUUGUAACAGCCGACGGAAAAACAGUUUGAAUGCCCAAAUAUAGUCUUGGAUAACUAGGCUGAAUCUAUAUUUUUGAAUUCAAUUGAUACGAAAAAAGUUCUACUAGCUUUUCAAAAUGAUAUAUAGCAAAUAGCGUGACAUAACCCCUUUAAGCCCGAACAUCAACAUGCAUCUUCUCCACACUGUUCUUCAUACAUUCCUUAUGGUACUGCUUGAGAGAAUUUGUUCUAACAUCACAGCUUUUCAUCUUUGGUGAUCAUUCAAUUAAUUCUCAUGACCUGUCUGUCUGAUCAAGCAGUGUGAUUGUUGGAAGAAAUUGGAUAUGGGUCACUAUAAACUUGUUAUAUGUACGUGUUUUAGGUUUCAAUUGCUUGGCUAUCCAAGGAAUCAUGGCAUCCUAUGGCGUGGUAUCGGGAACGCCUGAGCCGGUGGAGAUCAGCACCCUCGCAAAAGGAUCCUUCUCCGUAUGCCGACCCUCCUUGUUCCAUCAUAUUGCCACAGACGAAGAUUUGAAGUGGCGAAGUUCCGAAGUCUUUGACUGGAUUAAGGACGGCAAAGUUAAGUUUGGCGACUUCACAGUGUUUCCUCUGUCGGAUGGAAGGAAAGCUUAUGAGUUGUUGGAAAGUGGAAAGUCCACAGGGAAAAUAUUGAUGAAGCCGUAAAGUUCGCAUUCAUUCUUUCCCACGACUGCCCGACCUCUUCGAAGAAUAAUUCCAUCUAUUUUGUAACAUAGUAAGAGCCAAAUGGUACCAUGCGAAAAUUCUGCUGAAGAGGUUUCAACUGAUUCGCAAGUUACACAGUACAAGUUGUAAACUGGCUUAAUACGUGGGCGAAACGACUUUUAUGUGGGCGAACAGGACGUUAGCGAGACGAUUCGUCGGCGAAACGACCGUAAGCCUAUAAUCAAACUCUGUCACGAGCUCAAAGAGAAUAAAUGAAGCAAGAAAUAUGUAGAUUUCGAUACCAGUAGUGAGAGAAGCUUUGAAAAAGUUAUAGUUAGUUGGCAGUAUAGUCAAUAAUUUCAUAGCCAGCGAAUACAGCCGCCCCUCAUUGCUUCCCAUCGCCAGGGCUAUUCGCGAAAGAUGAGAACUCGAAACGUUGCGGGAAGCCAUGACAGAGAAGCGGCUGUAUUCGCGGGCUAAUAAAGUAGUAAUGUCAGAUCUUGAUAAAAUAAGGAAAUAAUUUGCUUCCUUUUGGCAAGAUCGGGAGUCCAUUCCUCCCGCUAAAAAUAUAUUUUGAAGGCACUUUAGCAGAGCCUCCGCGCGCCUGAAGCGCGCGUAGCGGAGCCCCAUAGCUUAGAGAAAAUGGGAAAUGGGGAAUCCAAGACAUGUAGCUUGCGUUUGUCUUGGUAAAACGUUAGCCAGUUCGCCUAGAGGCAGCCAAUGGAGUUUUCUCUAAUGUUAAAAAAGAUAUUGAAAUUCCUUUUGUUUGACUGACUAAAACAGAAUUAACUUUGAAAAAUAUAGUUUUAAGGAUGUGCUUUUAGCUUGGUCACGCUUUUUAAAAAAUUCACACCAAGAGCCAAUACUUGUUUACACAUUACUGUUCCAUUCUGGGCCCAAUAGAAGAAAACAUAAUAAACUUAUGGUGAAUACAAAAGUCAGUCAGAUUUUCCUUUUAGGUCUCUU
Messenger RNA from Porites lobata, 7336 nucleotides. NCBI's taxonomy places the organism in Eukaryota, Metazoa, Cnidaria, Anthozoa, Scleractinia, Poritidae. The record is from the annotation of a GenBank genome assembly.